AUGGCGAUGAAACUGAUCUUGAUAAGGAGGGAUGUGCGUUGUAUGGGGAUGGAUGUUCGCAAUAUGUUUGAAACUGCGAAGUUGAAAUUGCAAUCGACUUGCGGUUUGGACUGGAUGAGUCAGCAAGCUCGCGCCUGUGAGCCUGGAAGCAGAUCAACGUGGAAACGCAACGAGCUAGUUGUCGGAAUAAGUGAAAUCCCGGAGCUAGGCCUGAUACGGACAGUAGAAGGCCACCUCACCAGAAAGGAAAGAGCCAAGAUCCACCGCCGAUUUACUAAUUGCACCGUUCCACAUCCUCCGCACUUCAUUGCUCUCCUGUGUGUCGACGAUCUACUUGACACAACUCUGCAAAAUACGGCCAUUCUCGACUGGAACUUUGUAAUAUUUACAAAAUACAGACAGCUUAUAUCUCUUCUCCUACUGUUUAAUCCCCUCCGAUUCAACACCUCAGUCACAAUGUCAGAAACCUUCCAAGAGCUCGCCGAUAUUCCCAAGGACUUCGUCAAAGAUGGCAUGCUAUUCAUGAACCGAUGUACCAAACCUGACAAGCGAGAAUUUCUCAAGAUCAGCCAAGCAGUUGGCUUCGGGUUCCUCAUCAUGGGCGCCAUCGGCUACUUUAUUAAACUGAGUGAAUAG
Molecule: messenger RNA, 636 nt
Organism: Paracoccidioides lutzii Pb01
Exons: 2
Coding region: 1-636 (211 amino acids)
Biological process (GO): protein targeting; post-translational protein targeting to membrane, translocation
Cellular component (GO): membrane; Ssh1 translocon complex
Molecular function (GO): transmembrane protein transporter activity
Source: RefSeq, a predicted model, not a curated record